Messenger RNA from Frankliniella occidentalis (western flower thrips), 1457 nucleotides. It is a transcript of the gene Dpit47, whose product is annotated as DNA polymerase interacting tetratricopeptide repeat-containing, protein of 47 kDa. Gene Ontology annotation, molecular function: Hsp90 protein binding. NCBI's taxonomy places the organism in Eukaryota, Metazoa, Arthropoda, Insecta, Thysanoptera, Thripidae. Bases 211 to 1386 code for a protein of 391 amino acids. The record is from RefSeq and is a predicted model, not a curated record. The transcript has 9 exons.
GAAGAGUAGAGUGAAGGUGUGUUUACAUCAGCAGGUCGUGGUCGUGAGAAACACGUGAAGACCGAAAAUGUUGUUCUAAUCGGUCUUUUCUCUCGAAUUUGUCAAACAUUUCUGUAAAUUCACGAUUGAAUUUAAUCAGGCACCGUCUGAACGUACUGUCAGCUUGUUCAAUCGCGUCUCGUAUAUUUCUAUUGGACUAACAGCAUAAAUAUGAAUAGCAACGAAGAAGACCCAAUACCAAAGAAGGGUCACAAAAUGACUGAUGAGGAGAGAGCAGAACUAGCUGCAAAACUUGACGCUGAUCUGGAUGCAUUCAUUGGUGGACUCGAGAAGAAAACUUACACAGAAGGUUGGCCGGAGGACCGAUGGCAAGAGGAAAUGGAAAAACACCCGUUCUUCAUGACUAAAGCCCCAGAACCAGGAGAGGAGCUUUCGCCGCUUAUGCAGGGUAUUCAGCAAUUGAAGUAUGAUGAAACUGAAAAUACACCAGAAGAUCUUGCAAAAGCUUACAAAGAAGAUGGAAAUUUCAACUUUAAAUGUAAAAAAUACCGUCAUGCCAUAAUUGCAUAUACUGAAGGUCUCAAGAAAAAGUGCCAAGAUGAUGAUUUAAAUGCUCAGCUAUAUAAUAAUCGAGCUGCCUCCAACUUCUUUCUAAAAAAUUACAGAUCAUGUCUGAAUGACUGCCUAGCUGCUUUGAAACUGAAAAAUGAUUAUUCUAAAGCUCUUUGUAGAGCUGCAGAAUGUUAUUUUCACCUUAAUAAUUUUGAUGAUUGUAUAAACUUCUGUGAUAAAAUUAUUUCAUGUGAAAAAGAUAAUAGAACUUUUGUGGAUUUACGUAGUAAAGCAGAACUAGCUAAGAGAGCUGCUGAGCGAGAUAGAAGGAAACAGUUGGCUGCAAGCAAGAAGGAAGAGAAGAGGGGAAGUGAAUUAGUGGCUGCAGUGCAAAGCAGGAAAAUAAAAUUCAAGGGCAAAGGCAAAGGUUCAGCAGAACUAAAGUUGUCUGAUCUUGAGCCCCAGUUUCCUGAUGCUAUGCGCAAUCAUGUUACUAUUGAUGAAAGUGGAAGACUUGUGUGGCCUGUUAUAUUUAUGUACCCUGAAUAUAAAUUGACUGAUUUCAUUCAAGCUUUUCAUGAGGAUGAAACAUUUGAAAAUAUGCUUAGUGAGGUUUUUUCUGAGCACCCCGAGUGGGAUACUGAAAAGAAAUACACUCCUCAGAACGUGCGUGUGUACUUCGAAGAUACAUUUGGUGGACGUUUCCAUAAUAUUCCAAACAAAUGGACUUUAGGCCAAGCUUUAACCCACGAAAGGUACUACUUGCAAGGCGGAACUCCAGGCUUUCUGAUUCUUGUUUCUGGAAGUGAAGCAGAAAAAACUUAUGUAAAAUAGGCAACCCCUCUCUUUUGGAAUAUACUACUUGCUUUUCUCUCAUGCAAUCUCAAAUGGUUGCGGCAAUCAAA